AAAGUCGAAACCAAAAAAUAAUUAAAUUACAAUAUUUAAACACAAUACUAUUACUCGCUUAUGAUCCCCGGCGAAGCUCCAACGGUAUGAACAAAUUCACAAGAUUGAGCUAAGAGAAGAAGAUUUAAUACGAUUAUUCAAAAGUAUUGUUUUUAACUCGCAGAAGUUGUCAAUUAGUGAUUUGUCUGCGAAGACUGGUUUUAUGUGUCGAUAAUUUAGUGAAAUUGGUGACUGCGUAUUUGUGAUCGUCUGUUUGGUGUAUUGUUCGAUUGAAGGGGAUUGGUAUAUGGAUAGGGAGGAUGCUGAAGCUCUUGUGGAGGCCACAGGGUCGAGAUUCAGCGAUUUAGAGCUUAUCGGAAGAGGCUCAUUUGGGGAUGUCUACAAAGGGUUUGAUAGGGAGCUUAAUAAAGAGGUUGCUAUUAAAGUGAUUGAUCUUGAAGAAUCAGAGGAUGAAAUUGAAGACAUUCAGAAGGAAAUUGCAGUUUUAUCCCAGUGUCAGUCUCCUUAUAUUACAGAGUACUAUGGAUCUUACCUGCAGCAGACUAAACUAUGGAUAAUAAUGGAAUACAUGGCUGGUGGCUCGGUUGCUGAUCUGAUUCAACCAAAUCAUCCAUUAGAUGAAAUGUCUAUAGCAUGCAUUUCACGAGACUUGCUGCAUGCUGUUGAAUAUCUUCACAAUGAAGGGAAAAUUCACAGAGAUAUUAAAGCGGCAAAUAUUUUAUUGACGGAGAAUGGUGAUGUUAAGGUUGCUGACUUCGGUGUUUCCGCACAAUUAACAAGAACAAUAUCUAGAAGGAAGACAUUUGUAGGAACACCAUUUUGGAUGGCUCCAGAAGUUAUUCAGAAUUCUGAUGGUUACAACGAGAAGGCAGAUAUUUGGUCAUCGGGUAUUACUGCUAUUGAAAUGGCGAAAGGGGAGCCUCCGCUUGCUGAUCUUCACCCAAUGAGAGUUCUAUUCAUUAUACCUCGAGAAAACCCUCCACAGUUGGAAGAACACUUUUCUCGUGCGAUAAAGGAAUAUGUUUCAUUGUGUUUGAAGAAGUUGCCUGCAGAGAGGCCAAGUGCAAAAGAGCUUUUAAAGCAUCAAUUUAUCAGAAAUGCCAGGAAGAGUCAAAAGCUUUUAGAGAGAAUCAGAGAGCGACCAAAGUUCCAAUUAAAAGAGGAUGGCGGCACCCAGGCUUUAACGGGACCUUCCGGCACUGUGAAGGUGAAAAGGGAUUCAAAAGUUGAAGAUACUAUUCGAGCCAGUAGUCAGGGGAAAACUUUAAAAUCUGCGGGUUGGGAUUUUAGCAUCGGCGGGUCAUCUAGCACUGGAACAGUGCGAAGUGCUGUAAAACCUCAAGCUAGAGAAAGAAAAGCAGAGGUUUCACUUAGUAGAGCCUCAUCGAAAAGAACACUAAAAAGUGGAAAUCGCCGGUCUUCUUCUGGAAUCACAACUAAUAAAUCUGAUGUUUCAAUUCGAAGAGAUUCUGGAGCUCAGCUUAUCGAUGAAAAACAAGACAGCGAGGAAAAUGAAGAUUUGGCUGCAAGUUGGACAGGAACAGUUGUUGUGCGUUCUCCAAGAGGGGUCAAGUCAUCCUCUGCAUUUGGUGAUCAGAGUACCUUGUCUAGAAGUACAUUUGCUUCAGCAGAGGAUGCUUCCACCAGUGGCACUUUUGUUUAUCGUGGACCACAUGAUGACUUGGAUUUACCUCGAACUCCAAAAUCCAGACUUGGAAUCCAAGAGAAAACUUCAAGUUCAUCCCAUGAAGACAGUGCAAAAAACCUUUCCGAGGCCAAGGCUGCACUUCAAAGAGGAUUGAAGAAAGGAAGUGUUAAGGAAAAGUCUGCUUUGGGCAAGGGGAACCGAUAUGGGAAUGAAAGUAAAGGGACAGAUCAAUCAACAAAUAGCUCCGACUCUCCAAGACGUUCUCGUGAUUAUGCUGAUGCACUAAAAGCAUUUCCUAGAUCACGUCAAGCAAAUGACGGCGCAAAGUCUGCAAUGUUAGCAUCUGCUCCGGUAGCUACAAUAUUAUUGUCUGCUCCGAUAGCAACACUUCUUAUUCCCUCGCUAAAAGAGGCUGUUGGUGAUGAUGAUCCAGACGCGUCCCUUGUCCGUGGAGUGGCAACUUCUUUUGCUGAAAUGGAGAGCUUGAAACCUGGAUCUUUUAAAGUGUUUAUGUCUAGGAUACUUCAGCGGCUAGCAAGUUCGGAGGAAUCCUCACUAAAGGAUCUUCAGCUUCUGGCUUCUGAUGUAUUAACUAAGGGCAGAACAGCUGCCAGGCAAACAAAUAAUGCAAAUGCAGAAACUGUAAGCAGAAAAAAGCAGCAGAACAAAGAGGCUGAUCAGAGUUCCAAUUUAAGCCCACUUGCGAAGUUCCUACUUUCAAGAUGGCAAGAGCAGGCUUCGUGAGAUCAAUUUAGAAUAGCCCUGUAGUAUUUGCAUCUUCCAGCUCGGCGGGUGAUAUAUUUUUAUUCAGUGUACAUAACAUUUACAGAUCAAUUGUUAUAGUUGUCUUGUGCAGUUCUGCCUCCUCUUUUGUUUACAUAUUCUUCAGAAGUCCUUUCAUAGUGUAAAAUUUGAUGUAUUCGUCUCA
Molecule: messenger RNA, 2576 nt
Organism: Daucus carota subsp. sativus
Lineage: Eukaryota; Viridiplantae; Streptophyta; Magnoliopsida; Apiales; Apiaceae
Exons: 21
Coding region: 287-2392 (701 amino acids)
Biological process (GO): protein phosphorylation
Cellular component (GO): cytoplasm
Molecular function (GO): protein serine/threonine kinase activity; ATP binding
Source: RefSeq, a predicted model, not a curated record